Messenger RNA from Myodes glareolus (Bank vole), 1283 nucleotides. It is a transcript of the gene Hes5, whose product is annotated as hes family bHLH transcription factor 5. The record is from RefSeq and is a predicted model, not a curated record. Gene Ontology annotation, molecular function: protein dimerization activity; DNA binding. Lineage: Eukaryota; Metazoa; Chordata; Mammalia; Rodentia; Cricetidae. Gene Ontology annotation, biological process: regulation of DNA-templated transcription.
UCGGGGCCGCGCCAGCCCGGGACGCCUGGCUUUGCCCGUUCCGCUCCGCUCCUCUCCGCUCCGCUCGCCAAUCUCCUCCUGAGCGCCAGGCAUGGCCCCAAGUACCGUGGCGGUAGAGAUGCUCAGUCCCAAGGAGAAAAACAGACUGCGGAAGCCGGUGGUGGAGAAGAUGCGUCGGGACCGCAUCAACAGCAGCAUAGAGCAGCUGAAGCUGCUGCUGGAGCAGGAGUUCGCGCGGCACCAGCCCAACUCCAAGUUGGAGAAGGCCGACAUCCUGGAGAUGGCUGUCAGCUACCUGAAGCACAGCAAAGCCUUCGCCGCGGCUGCCGGCCCCAAGAGCCUGCACCAGGACUACAGCGAGGGCUACUCGUGGUGUCUGCAAGAGGCCGUGCAGUUCCUGACCCUGCAUGCCGCCAGCGACACGCAGAUGAAGCUGCUGUACCACUUCCAGCGGCCCCCUGCCCCCACCGCACCUACCAAGGAGCCCCCGGCGCCGGGCACUGCGCCCCACCCCACGCGCUCCCCGGCUAAGGCCGCUGCCGCCGUCGCCACCUCUCGACAACCCGCCUGUGGCCUCUGGCGACCCUGGUGACCCCCGCGGCCAACGGAUGCCUGGAGCGAACCAGAGGACUGACGAGCCGGUUCCUCUCGUACCUCUCCGUGUAGGGAAGGCCUUCCCCAGCCGCAGUUCAGCCCCAGGUUGACCGCAACCUUCUUUCGAAGGCUCCCUCCCCAAGGCUGGCUGGCCAGCAGGAGGGUCAUUCUUAGAGAAUGUGUGUGCAGAGUUGUCAUUUGGGGAUAAUCAGGGUCCACCCUCUGCCAUGUGUCCGACCCUAUGGGGUUGUUUUGUGUUUGCAUUUCAGCAAGUGACUUCUGGGAAGUUCCCGGUCACCGGGGGUUCUAUGAUAUUUGUAGAGUGAGGGGUUGGUUUACCGGUGCCCCAGCCUGUAGAGGACUUUCUUCAGGGCCCCUUGCUGCUGGGCAAGCACCCUGCAGGUGGGCUGUGCCCUGGGCACACUUGCCUUUUGUGAAGGCGGAACUGCAGGCUUUUCCUCAUAGGAAAGCACUUAGCCUGCGUGGGCACAGGGCCCAUGGGACCUCACCUGAGGGUCCAUGUGGCCUUGGCUGUCUGGGAGGGUGGGGUCUCCACGAUGAUCCUUAAAGGAUUCCUCUGUGUGGGUGGGUGUAUGUGGGCACGAUUUUGUAUUUAGAAUUUGAACUCUUGGUCACGUGGGAGACCACAGACUGCUCUGAAGGCGUCUAAUAAAACAUCAAGCUCGCUA